Messenger RNA from Cricetulus griseus (Chinese hamster), 678 nucleotides. Lineage: Eukaryota; Metazoa; Chordata; Mammalia; Rodentia; Cricetidae. The record is from RefSeq and is a predicted model, not a curated record.
AUGGCGUUGCCAACAAUAUCUAGCAUCUUGGACCUGAGCCUCAAAACACAGUGCACCAGAUCCCCAGAGGAAAGCCAUGAGGCUUGUACACAAUGCAAAGAUACUGGCAGGCAUCUUCCUGAGUACAAGGUAGUGGGUGCAAGUGGUUUUGGUAAAAGUGCUCUCACUAUUCAGACGAACUGCUUUGUGAAAGUAAAUGAGCCCACUAUCCAGGAUUGCUACUGGAAGGAGGUGGCCCUAGACAAUAGUGGAUACAUUCUGAAUGUGCUGUACACGGCAGGGUAGGAUAUCCUCAGGGCCCUGCGUGACCAGUGCUUAGCAGCUGGUGAUGGUGUGCUGGGUUUCUUUGCUCUUCAUGACCCCUCGACUCUGGACCAGCUGCAGCAGAUAUGGUCCACCUGCAGCCCACACCAGAAGCAGCGGUUGCCCCUGGUACUCAUGGGCAACAAAUGUGAUCUAGUGACUGCUGGAGAUACUCACACUGCUGCAGCAAUCCUGGCUAAUAAGUGGGAAGUCCCCUUCGUGAAGACCUCAGCUAAGACACGGCAAGGUGUAGAGGAAGCCUUUGCUCUGGUUGUCCAUGAGAUUCAGAGGGCUGAGGAGGCUGUGGCUGAGCCAAGCAGGAAUAAGACCCUACAACACAAAGCUGUGUGUAGCUGUGGUUGCUCUGUUGCCUGA